This is a messenger RNA of Solanum stenotomum, 664 nucleotides long. RefSeq lists its product as uncharacterized. Lineage: Eukaryota; Viridiplantae; Streptophyta; Magnoliopsida; Solanales; Solanaceae. The transcript has 6 exons. The record is from RefSeq and is a predicted model, not a curated record. The annotation marks the transcript as partial.
UGAGCUUUCCCUCUGUUGCAUCACCUUCCUCUUCGUCUGUUGGAUCCUUUUGCUAUUGAAUAGAGAAGAAAUUAUCUCAGUAAAGUGAGUUAAGCAAUUUAUAAGAUUUCUGAAACUUUUGCUCAAUUAGUAUAUCAUGAUGACAAAUGUGCCUGUUUCUGAGAGUAUAGGAACUACUGAUGUAAUUUCGCAUCCCCAAUCAGGACAAAAAAGAAAGGGGAGGGGAAAGACAAUAGGGCUUUCAAUUCAAAAGAAACGUAAAAAUAUAAAUGGCAAGUUGAAUGUGAUUAUUCCACCGGAUCAAAGAGUUGCAGUAGGUCCUAGAGCUACCAAUUUUGUUACCGAGAUUUCUGUGAAAGUUUUUCAGCAUGCUAGGCAUGAUGUCAAGAAUUGGAAGAAUGUUUCUGAUCUAGCAAAAGAUAGAAUCAUUGCGCAUAUACUGGACACCUUCCAACUAUCCAACACACGACACGUUCGGGAUACUAUCUUGGAUCAAGCUAAUAAAUUGUUUCGAUAUCGUCGUAGUAGACUCCAUGAUCAUUUCAAGAAAUAUGCUACAAAAGAGGUGAGCUUUUUGAACAUGCCAGCAGAGGUUAAUGAAGUUGAAUGGAAAUUCUUGGUUGAGUAUUUCAGCUCAGAUUCUUUUAAGAAAAUGAGUGAAAGA